Messenger RNA from Anguilla rostrata (American eel), 6376 nucleotides. RefSeq names its product zinc finger protein 608 (gene znf608). Lineage: Eukaryota; Metazoa; Chordata; Actinopteri; Anguilliformes; Anguillidae. The transcript has 9 exons. The record is from RefSeq and is a predicted model, not a curated record. Gene Ontology annotation, cellular component: nucleus. Gene Ontology annotation, biological process: regulation of transcription by RNA polymerase II. The coding region runs from base 1224 to 5450 and encodes 1408 amino acids.
UUACCCUAGGCUUUUCGGCGAUGGGCUACGUGCCGCACGUAUUGCAUUGCGAAUAGGUGUGAUCUAAGUAGUACGACGGCUUUGUUUUAAUAUUGACACUGAGAAAGGGUACCAAGCACUGUCGCUUGGAGCAAAGCAGUCUAAAGCGGUGCCGGUCCAGACACGAAUCAAAUUCCACUCCACAUUUUUCACCUUCUUCAUUUUUUCUCGGUAAUUUAUCCCAGGCAUAGCAAAAUUCUGUCAUGUUUCAAGCGGCUGCCCGUAGGUUUGUGUCAUGCCAUCAUUAGCUAUGCAUUUGAGCCGGAUUGUCGUGUGUAGCCUAGGAUGAACGUAAAGUUUGAAAACUCAAUGCCUUGGGCUCGUUUGGUUUGGCUUUCUCACGUAAAUACUCUCAGUUCUGUGGGGUUGACAUGUGCCGCUUUAACAUUUCUUGUCUCUGCGAAAGGCAAGGAAAAGAUGGAGAUCUCGAUUCAUUUGCCACGGGGAAUAUUGAAUAAUUCAGUCUGACGGUGGCAUUUAACGCACAUCGAUCUAGAUUUGUGGCAUCAACAUCAACAAUAUGAGGUUUUAAAUAAUUGUACUGUUUGAUUUCAACCCUCAGUGAAGGGAAAAUGUUUUGACGGAAGAGAAGGUAAGAAAGACCAGAAUAUUAUGGCAAGGAUUUGUUUUUUUCAUCUAAAGGUCGGAUUUAUUCAAGAUUUUAAAUUCACUGCGGUGGUCAUCAUGAAAUAUAGGCUAUUGCAAGGAAUGCUGGUCGUUGCGAUUUUUGAGCAGAUGAGACUUUCUAACGGAUUUUACAGGGAAUAAAUGCAAAUAACGUAUGGAGAGAUACGUCCCCCUUUAAAAUGUUAAUUUAAGACCUAACCAUACAUGACAUUGAUGGUGAAAACACAAGUGCGUUGUGGGUUUAGCCAUUAUUAUUAUUUAUUAAUCUUCGUCUCUGAUAAAUCCAUGCCAGACAACCUGGAUGAGGUCAGGGCGCUCGAGCAUUGCAACGCUAACCUAAGUUAACAUAAUAGCUUUAUGUCCAUGCAGGGCAUGGACGUGAACAACAGAACAACUUUUCCCUCGCUUUUGCCACAGGGCGUAAUGGAGCUGAUUGCCAUCUUACGAAUUCAAGCUAACAGAAAGCCUAGGUAGAGACUGAAAAAAACGACGAAUGCCCUCCCAUCUUAACGCCGGGGGAUUCAUCAUCGUUUUCUGUCAGAAUUUCUACUAUCAGGAUGUCAGUCACUUCCACAGUUGAGAAGAGUGUGGAGCCAAACGGAGUUGAAACCUACGACAGCGGGGAUGACUGGGAAAUUGGGGUUGGUAAUUUGAUAAUUGACUUGGAUGCCGAUUUGGAGAAAGACCGACAGAAAUUGGAGAUGAAUCGUUUCGUGAAUAGCAAAGGCAGCUCAAAAGAUUGCGAGGGGCUGGCAUCUACUUGUUCUAAAGCAACAUCAGCCAUAUCAGGUGGCCUUACAUUUCCAUCCGUCCAGCCCCCCGGUCCCUCGGGAAAUUACAACAAGGAGAAUGGUAAAUCCAAAGUGAAAAGGAGCAAAACUUGUAAGGACAUCUGUAAAUCUGCCUCGGCUCCUACCCUGUUUGGACUUCCUGAUAUAUAUGCUGGUAAAACGCAAGACGCUCAAGGACGCCCAGGAGAAGCGUUUGGGAUGAAUUCAGCACUGGGCCAAGCGGUCAGUAACCCAAACACUAGUGAUGUAACCGUUUCAUGCGCCAAAGGCAAAGAGGAAAAAAAUGGCAAAAAUCAAACCAGGGGAUUGAAAAGGGAGAGGGAUGUCGCCAGGGCGAAGAAAGAGAAGCAAGAUGUUAAACAAACGAGCCCCGACUUCAGUCCUGUAUCUGGCAAUCGGUGCGGAUUUGCUGGAAAAGGGAGCCCGUGUCAUUGCGGAGACAACGGGAUAGGAGACAUUUCCAAAAGUGGCAUGGAUUCAGGGAUAAUGGGCAACACUAUUGUCGGAAAGAAGAACGAUGACGAAAUCGGCACACCUGCAAAGAAAUUGAAAACCGAGAAGGUGGAACCCUUGUUCCCAGCGCCUGCCUUGCCACCGUCGACCGCCCAAGCCCCGCCCUCUUACGCCCCCUCGUCCCCGCCCAUAUCCUCCCCGUCCGAACAGCUGCUGGUGCGGACCCGGUCCAUCGGCACCAACACCCGGGAGACGGGCAAUGGCACCGACCCGGCCUGCCUGGGGCCCUGCGAGCCUGGCACCAGCGUGAACCUGGAGGGCAUCGUGUGGCACGAAACCGAGGAAGGGGUCCUUGUGGUGAAUGUAACAUGGAGGAAGCGGACCUAUGUUGGGACUCUGCUGGACUGUACUCGGCAUGAUUGGGCUCCACCCAGAUUUUGUGAAUCCCCAAGCGAUUUUGAGAUGCGGGGGGGCCGGGGACGGGGGAAGCGGAUGCGGCUGGCCAUCCCGAACAUCCCGGGGGUCGAACCCGGUUUCCCGAAGGUGAGAGGACUGCCGCACAAGAGCCGGGGCGGGGCCAUUCACGGCAAAGGCCGGCGGGGAAGCCUGAACCUGAUCAGCAGCUGCAAGUCGCCCCCGUUCUUCACGGUGGAGGAGCUCCAGCCCGGCUCGCUGAUGGCGGGAAAACGCAAAAGCAAGCCGCCGGCGGAUCUGGAUCUGAGCCUCGUCGGCGAGGACACCAAAACGGGCAAGCGAAUUCGGGCGAAGUCCAGGAGCGCUCCGUCCACCCCGCAGGGGAAGUCGGACCCCACGUUCUUGGACCAGGGAUGCUCAUCGCCAACACUGAUCGACUGCCCGCAUCCCAACUGUAACAAGAAGUACAAGCAUAUCAACGGACUGCGGUACCACCAGACCCACGCCCACUUGGACAUCGACCGCAAGAUGGAGUUUGAGGUGGAGAGCGAGGACAGGUUCUCCGACUGUGAGGAGUCCUUCAGCAACAUAAGCUUGGAAUGCACGGAGAGCAACUGCAGUUCCCUGAAGAAGCCAAGCCCUCUGUGCAAAAUGAGCACAUUAGGGGUGCCAAAGAACAGAAGAGUCAUGCUAGGCAAUGAUGGAGGUACCGGGACAAACUCUAAAACGCGUAGGAAUUCAGGGACCAAAGGACUUGUCGAUAGCUUGAGUAACCUUCCGAUCAUCUCCAACAUGACUGUGGUGCUUGAGAACUGUCUUGUGACUGACAGGAGCUCAUCGGCAGAGAUGCCCAAGCUGGAAGCUGAGGGCCUGAUUGAUAAAAAAGGUGCGAGUGACAAGAGCAAAAAAGCCAACGGUAAAACCGACAAGUGCUCAUCCAAAGCUAAAACCACCAGGCCGAUCGCUCCCGCCCCUCCUCCGCCUAAACUGAUUGCGAUUCCCACGGCGGCUUUCGCCACCAACGCCACGGGAGCCAUUGCCCAGCGGUCGACGUCCGUCACGGCUGUUACUCACACUACGGCCAAGAGCCCCCCUCUCAAACCCAUCAAGCCAAAGGCGACCAUCUUGGGAGAGCCAGGUUUAGCGAACGCUUCCUUGGUCACUUGCAAAGACAACAGGAGGAAAGAGAAACGGCGGCUAAAAGACAGGGGAUGCAAGGAGGUCAGGAGUCCCAAAUCCGACAACAAGCUCUUGAAAGCCGACGACGGAAAGGUGGCGGUUAAGGAAUUUCCUGUGAGCCUGUUGAAGGAGCACCUGAGCAAACAGGAAGUGGCUAACGGCCUGUCGGAGUCUCAAGAGAGUCGCAUGGCCAGCAUCCGAGCUGAGGCGGACAAGGUCUACACGUUCACCGACAACGCGCCCAGCCCUUCCAUCGGCGGCUCUUCCAGGCUGGACAGCGGCGUCCUCGCGAACGGGGACGGCGCCACUAACAAGACCAACAGCCCCGCUUACUCGGACAUAUCCGACGCGGCCGACGACGGGGGACUGGAUAGUCGCUCUGAGGGAGCGAGGUCCAAAACGAGCUUGCCCGCUGAUAUUAACGCCAACAAGGAGGGUACGGUCAAGGGAUUCCCAACCACGCCACCUCAAGCAGCUCCUGGAAAAGAACCUCAGUCCCCUUAUUACCAUGGAUACGACCCCUACUAUCUCCCGGGAUAUAUGCACACCGGGCAGCCAAACGCGUCUGCUUUUCCAAACAGCACAUCGACCCACGAGGACAAGACUAAGAAGGAAGAGACGAAGGAAGGAGCUGAGGACAAGGAAAAGGCUGAUUUUUCCGAGGCUAAAAAAGCAGACGCGGCGAAUUCAAGUUCGCAGUCCCAUCUUCAGCUGGCUAUGACCCAGACGCAGACCGCGCUCGCGCAGUCGCUGUACUACGGACAGUACGCCCGCGGACUCUACAUGGAUCAGAAGCUGUUGAUGGUUUCCAACUCGUACAGGCAGCCGUACGAGAAGUAUUACGACAAUCAGCAGUUCGCCGAGCAGAAAGCAGCGCCCCUGUCGAAUCGCGAAGGGGAGCAAUCGAAGGAGGACGCGAAACAGAAGAUGAACUCGUCGGCUGUGGCGUCGAAAGCUGCCGACGCGGCUAAGAGCUGCUGCGGUAAGCCUGCGGUGUCUAACGCCGAGGAGUCUGGGAGGCCGCAGCUCCCAGCCGCUCAGCAUCACCAGGGAAAGUCGGCCUCCAUCAACGAGGCCGAAAAUCAGCAGCUCGUCAAAGAAUCUGGAGACAUGAAACCUGCCACUGAGCCUGUGAAGCAAACAACUCUGGAGCCAAAAUUACCAUUUGCUCAUGAGUCGGAAGGCCAGAGUUGGUAUAACCCGUAUCAGUCCACGUACGCAGAACAGCAAGCGCAGGAGGUGGUCGAGGAGGUAAGUGCUGACAAGGCCAAGGGAAGGGAUGUGUCCCCUGGGUCUCUGACUCAGAUGGAGGCGGAGCCCGAAGACGCCAAGAGGCAGGACGCCCAUCCCGGGUGCGCCGAGGACUCCGGCAAGCUGGAGGAGCAGGAGGCCGCGGGGGCCGCGCCCGGAGACUCGAGGAACGCCAGGGUUGCCGUCUCCUCGCCCAUGAACCCCCACCAGUCCUACAUCCAGUACCAGCACGCGUACCCCUACCUGCAAAUGUGCGACCCGAGCAACACUGCCUACCGGGUGAUGUCACCGGCCCUGGUGCACAACUACCCAGGCUUCCACUAUCCCUUAUAUGGGAAAACUGCGGGCAGGGAGGAGUCUGAGGUAGCCCACAGCAGCCGUGGAAUCACCAACAAGCCCCCCUGUGACUCCACCGCUCUCGAGUUACUGCAGCACCACAACUUGCCAUACCACGGCAAAUCUCCUGCGCCGGGGGAGAGGGGAUCCCCGGAACGGGAGAGGGAGACGGAGCGGGACAGGGAGCACGCGCCCUUCGCCCGGCACCUUCACACCCAUCACCACACGCACCUGGGCGUGGGGUACCCCCUCAUACCUGGGCAGUAUGACCCCUACCAAGGGUUGAGUUCUACGGCCCUGGUGUCCAAUCAGCAGGUGCCAGCUCAGACGUCCGCGGCUGGGAACGACGGAAAGAUUUGAACCUACAGCAUGUGACGGGAUCACAUGACGAUGGGGCGGAUCCACAGACAUCAAUUCCAUGGUGUUAUUCAUCGCCUCCAUGGGAGGCACAAACCAGUUUAAACCAGUUUAAACCAGUUUUCAUUUCUUAUCAAUGAAGAUUUUAUAAGAGUUCUAAAGCUGUUGUUAUGCGAUGAUCGGUGGAACAUAUUUACUGCUUGACUGUUUAUUUUGUAACGGUGAAGAGGACUCUGGGGAAUCUCGCCGUUGGCUCGCAGCUGCUGGACAGGAACGAAAAAGUGUACGCCUAGCGAAUCAAGCAUCAGCCACAAAAAAAAAAUAAAAAAUUAUAACGCAGUAUUACUUUGUAUGUAUGGACAUGUGUCAUUGUGUAUUUGUGUUACUGAAUGUAUUGAAUAUUGCAGCAUCCCCGAGACGUUUGGAAGGGGACUGCAGUAGAAGUAACACUACGUACAAGUAACUAUGAAGUGACUCCUUCUGUAUUACUGAAAUUGCAUCUGUAUACACUUGACUGUAUUCACCCCUCUAUUGUAUCGUAUUAUGUGAGAGUAAAUAUACACUGAGUUUCUUUUUUUAAAAUCCAGUGCCAUAGAACUGUGGUGUAUAUUCUGUAUAUAGCUAAUCGGCAGAGUAUAACGCGCUUGUGUAAAUUCUUUUUUUAUUUUACGGCGUAGUCUGGCAGUUUAACCCAGUUCACCCGCAUAGCAUCUGUGAUUGUUCUACUUGAAUAGUGCUGCAAUCUUUAAAUGUUUACAAGUAUUGACAUGUAGGGAGAACCCUCACUGCUGUUGCCUGGUUAUUUAUUUAAUGCUGUAAUCAAGUUUAUUUUACGUUAAUGUCAAAUGUACAUUGAAAUUGCAGUUGUUUUUUUAUACCUGCCUUAAAAAUGUUUGGCAAUCAAAAUUAAAGAAAAAGAUGUUUAUAUA